AUAUUGUCAUUUGAGAGCAAGCAUGUAGCUAGCAUUUUCCUAGUGUUUUAUUUUCCUAUAAGCUUUUUUAGCAUUUAAAAUUUAAUAAACGUUCCUUAAAAAUGCCUUGCAUAGCUUUUGGACGAUUCGAUGAUUCAUUCAGCUUAGGGUCUAUUAAGGCCUACAUUGCUGAAUUCAUCUCUACUUUACUCUUUGUCUUCGCCGGAGUUGGUUCCACUAUUGCUUACAACAAGGUGACAGCUGAUGCUGCUCUUGAUCCGUCUGGGCUUGUAGCUGUUGCAGUUUGCCAUGGGUUCGCGCUCUUCGUGGCAGUUGCCAUUAGUGCUAAUAUCUCCGGUGGUCACGUAAACCCUGCUGUCACUUUCGGAUUGGCUCUUGGUGGCCAAAUUACCGUUCUCACCGGUCUCUUUUACUGGAUUGCUCAACUUUUGGGUGCCAUUGUUGCUUCUUACCUCCUCAAAGUUGUCACCGGAGGAAUGGCGGUUCCAAUCCACGGUGUGGCUGCUGGAGUAGGAGCUGCUGAAGGAGUGGUGAUGGAAAUAAUCAUUACAUUUGCUUUGGUGUACACAGUGUACGCCACAGCAGCUGACCCGAAGAAGGGUGCAUUGGGUACAAUUGCACCCAUUGCUAUUGGUUUCAUUGUUGGUGCUAAUAUUUUAGCUGCAGGCCCGUUCUCUGGCGGUUCAAUGAACCCAGCCCGUUCAUUUGGACCUGCUGUGGUUAGUGGAAACUUUGCUGGUAUUUGGAUUUACUGGGUUGGACCACUUGUUGGUGGUGGGUUAGCUGGUCUUAUCUACAGUAAUGUGUUCAUGAACCAUGAACAUGCACCUCUAUCUGGCGAUUUCUAAAUUCUAAAUUAAUGAUUUGUACGUUGUUUGAAUUUAUGUUGGGUCUAAAAAUCCACUUGCUCCCUUUUUUUUUGUACGUAAUAAAGAA
Messenger RNA from Solanum verrucosum, 936 nucleotides. RefSeq names its product aquaporin TIP2-1-like. NCBI's taxonomy places the organism in Eukaryota, Viridiplantae, Streptophyta, Magnoliopsida, Solanales, Solanaceae. The record is from RefSeq and is a predicted model, not a curated record. Gene Ontology annotation, biological process: transmembrane transport; water transport. The coding region runs from base 102 to 848 and encodes 248 amino acids. Gene Ontology annotation, cellular component: membrane. The transcript is spliced from 3 exons. Gene Ontology annotation, molecular function: water channel activity.